Molecule: messenger RNA, 1140 nt
Organism: Thlaspi arvense
Lineage: Eukaryota; Viridiplantae; Streptophyta; Magnoliopsida; Brassicales; Brassicaceae
Source: the annotation of a GenBank genome assembly
CUUACUUAUCUCUUACUUUAAGCCCUGACUGAGUCUCCAUCUUCUUCUUCUUCGUCUUCUUUCCUUGGCCUUCACCAUCUCUUCUCCGUUUUGAAACUCUCUUUUUUUCAUAAUUUUGCGAGAAAUUAUGUCUUUCCAUCUAAGAUUCUUUUUGUACAUAUAAUAUGUUUUGUGAUUUAUCAAGAGAGGCUUCUCCAAAAGAUGAAAGAAGCAUAGAAUCAAAAGAGAGACUGUUUCUCUAUUCUUCUGUUUUUGUUUUGAUCAUUUUUUCUUAGAUUACAGAAAAGUUGAAGUGGAGAUUGUUCUAAUUCGGCUUCUUCAAUCUUCACAUAUUUUUCCGGUAAUCAAGUUUACGGAACGAAAGACAAGUUUGCGAUUUUGUGAGCUCAUCACCAUGGCAAUGAAAAUGAAGGGCAUCUACAAAGGCUUCAAAUGUAUCUCUCAAAUAUUUGCCGUCGAGAAAGAGAGUGAUGAAAUAGAAAUUGGGUUUCCAACAGAUGUCAAACAUGUGGCUCAUAUUGGCUGGGAGGGUUCCUCAGGUAGUGCUCCUGGUUGGAUGAGUGAGUUUAAGGUUGGAGCUGACGUUUUAUCUCCAAGAGCAUCAUCUUUUAGUAAUGCAAGACCUUCGACUUCUUUCUUCACUUCUUCUUCCACUGAGUUUGAUCAAGGAUCGAGUCAACGAACAAUAUCGGAUACACUUAGAGAUCUACCUCCAGUUACUCCGAUAAAUUUACCAAAAAUUAACAACAAGAAAAGUAGUAGAAGAAAAAAGUCAUCUUCAUCAUCAUCAUCUCCAAAAUCUUCAAGAUCAUCUAUUUUAUCUAAAUCUUCGUAUAAAUCAACUGUUUCACGACUAAUAUAAAACAUAUUACAUAUAAUAAUAGGUGCAAGAAAAAAAAUCAGAAGUUUAAUCGCCUUUGUCCAUACUCACGGUCACGGGGAUGAUUUUUUGCUAAUUUUUUUUUUUUCAUAUAUGUAGACAUGUUGUAGUGUUUGGAGCUUGAAUGUUUUCAUGUAAAUUUAAAGAAAACUAGGGAAGAAAAAUCAAAAAAAAAAAAAAAAAAGGCAAGAAAAUUUGUGUGAAAUAGUGGUGAACUUGUGUCGUAAAAUUAAUUUCUUGGUCAAUUUACAAUAUUUCUC